Messenger RNA from Peniophora sp. CBMAI 1063, 1809 nucleotides. The record is from the annotation of a GenBank genome assembly. Lineage: Eukaryota; Fungi; Basidiomycota; Agaricomycetes; Russulales; Peniophoraceae.
AUGAGCGCCAUUGGAUCCGAUCCCCGCGUGCACUUGCGUCGCGCGAUCAUACCGCUACUCCCUCAGCUAUCAGAGGAUGUCACAAACACCGCACACCUCCCUAACCGCUUGGUCAACCGCGGCGGAUAUCUGUUCGAGACCGAGGACCCCAAAGAGGGCUUCCAACUCAGCAAGCCCGACGAAGAUGUGGAGCUUCCAGAUCUCGAAGACGUACAAGGCGAUGUCAUUUACUUGUUUCCGAAGAAAGCUGAGGACUUCGUUUUCUUUCGCAUCGCCAACGUCACAGCGUUCAAGGAUGCCCUCGGUCGCUUCCAACCUUCAAGUUCGUUGGACGUGGCUCAGUUUGUGAUGAAAUUGGCCAAGAAGAAGGGGAAAGCUGGGCCGUUUCGUAACAUUCCUUUCAUCACGAAAUACGAUUAUCAGAUCGCUUUCUCUCGUAUGGGCUUGUACAGGCUUGGUGUCAAGGGCGACAUCGGUGACACGCGCUUUGACACAUACGCCAUGCGCGACAACAAGAUCUUCUUGGAUGAUCAGAGUGACUGGGACGAGAUUUUCGACAAAUGUCACCCUGAUCCUGUCAAUGGCUCUGUGAACGACGAUGAAGGGGCGCUUCAUGGCGUCAUUACCGUCGCUGCAAGUGACGACCUCACCUGUACUGAGGCUACCGAUGCAGUGAAAAGGCGAUUCGGCUCUUCUAUCGAGAUCGGCGACGGCGGUGUCGUUCGAGGCAGGGCCCGCCCUCGUGAGAAUAACGGCCACGAACACUUCGGGUACAAAGAUGGCAUCUCGCAACCUGCCCUUAGACAUCUCACGAUCCCGAAGCCCGGUCAAAUUCAAGUCAACCCAGGCGUCAUCGUCAUGGGCUACAAAGGCGACCCGGUCGUCGACGACCCAAACACCGCUGCCUCGCGGCCACCCUGGGCGAAGGGCGGGACCAUGAUGGUGUUCCGUAAGCUCGAGCAAGACGUACCGGAGUUCCACACAUGGAAGAAGCAAGUCGGUGUUCGCUGGCGCGAGUUCGCCCCGCCCAAAUGCCCAACCUUGACUGACGACCAAGGCGCGGACUUGUGGGGCGCGAGAAUGAUUGGACGGUGGCAAUCGGGCGCGCCGCUCGCGUUAUGCCCAUACAUGGAUGACCCAAAGCUUGCUGGUGACGAUCAGAGGAACAAUGACUUCGACUACCACGUCAAAGACGUCUCUGUAGUGUCGCCGAAGAAGUUGAGCGAUUACUACUGUCCUUACACAGCGCAUACUCGCAAGACCGUCCCUCGCAAUCUCGACCCAUAUAUCCAGCGUCGCUAUCUUGAAGCGGGCAUGAUUGUCCGCGCGGGUCUGCCUUACGGCGACGAGGUCACAGAUGAAGAAGCUCAAUCGGGGGUGUCUGACCGCGCACACAAGCGCGGUUUGCUCUUCGUGUGCUACCAGUCCAGCUUGGACGACGGUUUUGUCCGUCAAUCAGUCGAGUACGCGGGUAACCUCUACUUUCCGACCACAUCGCUGAUCCCUGAGUAUCACGGUACCGAUCCUAUCAUAGGUAGCAAUCCUCCGAAGGGUUCUGUUCCCGACCCAAGGGAAGUAGCCUUCGUCGAGCCACCCGGGGCAGAGCCCCAACCGGGCGACGAGAUAAACCUCGUUGUCAAGUGGAACGAGGACAAGAUCUCGGUCUCGGGCUCUGCUCGGGUUCAGAAGGCCGGUGCCGCCGAUCCCCCAGGCGUGCCGCAACAAUUCUUCGUCACGUCGCGCGGAGGCGAAUACUUCUUCGUUCCGCCUAUCUCGACUCUCAAGGCUUGGGCUGCAGGUAACGUGUGA